This is a messenger RNA of Myotis daubentonii (Daubenton's bat), 559 nucleotides long. RefSeq names its product ribosomal protein S27 like (gene RPS27L). Lineage: Eukaryota; Metazoa; Chordata; Mammalia; Chiroptera; Vespertilionidae. Gene Ontology annotation, cellular component: ribosome. The record is from RefSeq and is a predicted model, not a curated record. Gene Ontology annotation, molecular function: structural constituent of ribosome. Gene Ontology annotation, biological process: translation.
GAGGAGCGCCUAGAGCGGCCGGCCCGCCCCCUCCGGCCUCCCCUCCCCCGGAAGUCGGUGCGGCCGCCCGAUCGCGUGCUGCUCCCCUGGGUGUCGCUAGGAGAUCGGGACGGGCUGCGCCUGCGAGACGAUCAACAUGCCUUUGGCUCGAGAUUUACUACACCCGUCCUUGGAAGAGGAAAAGAAAAAACACAAAAAGAAACGGCUAGUUCAAAGUCCAAAUUCUUAUUUUAUGGAUGUAAAAUGCCCAGGUUGCUACAAGAUCACCACGGUUUUCAGCCACGCUCAGACGGUGGUUCUUUGCGUAGGUUGCUCAACCGUGUUGUGCCAGCCGACAGGAGGAAAGGCGCGACUCACGGAAGGAUGUUCAUUUAGAAGAAAGCAACACUAAUGAUCCACACAGCUUCCUGAAUUUGGGUUAUAUCACAAAAAGCCUUAUCAGUUUAGUAAUUCUACUUAAUCUACCAGGAUAAUGUAAUUACAUUUAAUUUUGUAAGUAUACAACAGUGAUCUCCUAUUUUGAUGUCAAUUUUUCAAUAAAGUUUUGAUUAUGGGAAAA